This is a messenger RNA of Camarhynchus parvulus, 1112 nucleotides long. It is a transcript of the gene APOH, whose product is annotated as apolipoprotein H. The transcript has 8 exons. Bases 1 to 1053 code for a protein of 350 amino acids. The record is from RefSeq and is a predicted model, not a curated record. Lineage: Eukaryota; Metazoa; Chordata; Aves; Passeriformes; Thraupidae.
AUGCAUCCCCUGGCACUGCUCGGGUGCCUGGUGGCUCUGAGCCACUGCGCUCUCACGACCAAAGUCUGUCCCAGGCCACCAGAAGUGUUGUUUGCCACACUCAAUGUAGACAAAAAGGUGUAUGAAGUGGGUGAGGAAGUGGAGUACACCUGCCGGCCCGGGUUCAUGCCCAACAGUGGCCAGAGGAAGUACACGUGCCUCCCGACGGGCAAGUGGGCCUUCAACACCCUGCUCUGCCUCCCAAAGAGAUGUCCCCCUCCUCCACCCCUGCAGAAUGGGAAAAUGGAUUUUGAAGAGUUUCAGUACCAGAGUACUGUAACUUUUUCAUGUGAUCCAGGCUACAACCUCGUCGGGUCAAGAACGAGCCAGUGCAUGGCAGAUGGAAAGUGGACUGGAACUUCUCCCCAGUGUCAACCUGUGACUUGUGCACCUCCUUCGCUCCCAGAAUUUGGGGUCAUCUCUUUCCGCCGCCUACAUCCUGGAAAUGUCUCUCAUUUCCUGGACACAAUCCAGUUUGAAUGUGUCCCUCCUCUCGCCCUGAUUGGGAAUGAGACAGCCACCUGCAUGGCCAAUGGCACCUGGAGCAGCAUUCCAGUGUGCAAGGUUGUCAACUGCCCCACUCCAAUAGGAAUAGAAAAUGGGUUUAUAGAGUUUGCUGUGCGCAGAACCUACCACUACAACGAGAGUGUCAGCUUCGGCUGCCAGCCCGGCUUCGUGAUGGAGGGAUCCAAACAUUCCCGCUGUGAGAACACUGGGAACUGGUCCACAAAGCCAGUCUGCAGAGCACCAUGUAAAAUACCAGUUAAGAAAGCUGUAGUGUUGUACAACGGUGAGAAGAAGAGAGUUCAGAAUGAUCUGAAGGAUGGCAUUCUGCAUGGGGAAACUGUAUCCUUCUUCUGCAAGAACAAGGAAAAAUCCUGUGCCUACACUGUAGAUGCGGCAUGUGUGGAUGGCAACUUCACCCUCCCUGCCUGCUUUAAAGAACGUGGCUUUUUCUCAACUCUGGUGAAGAAAGACCCCUCAGAGAUGAAAGCAUGUGAAGAUGAAGCCUGAAGCAGAGAAAUAACCCAGUACUAAAUUUCUGCCUUACUGAGACAGAACAUUCCAUAUAC